GAUUGGCCUCUUCGCCCGUUCGCGACAGAUCCCCUCGCCGCCGCCGCCGCCGCCGCCGCCGCCGCCGCCGAGUAGGUUGACGGCAGUAAGAGGUCGCCGUCGAGGAUAUACGGAGGACGCCGUCGCGACUCCGGUCGUCUGCAAUUACCCUGGACGGCGGGCUAGUCCGCCAUCCAUCCAGAGCAGAGGUCCUUCGGUCGCGACCAGCUCACAAGUAGCCAGUCUUACCAGUUUGCUGAUCACGGAACGAAGCUCCAUGUAACUGAUGCAAAUUAGAGGACCCAACUCCUGAUUGGACAGACACCUCUCUGUCCUAUUUGCCUCGUGCCAUCGACUUAAAUUGGAAUGGACAGUCAGCGAAACGAGAUGGCAGAACCAUGGCCAUCGUAUUCAUCAUCAUCCCGUGGGAAAAAGAAGCGGCCACGCUCCCCUAAUGAUGACGCCACAAGUUCACAAGGCAGAACCGAGAACAGCACAAGCCUUGGGGACAACCUUAUAUUCAGUGAUACUUUGAUAGCUCUACAGUUGAUGCGCACACAGUUUCCAAAGCUAGAGAAGGUUGUGACACAGCCAUUCAUUUUGCAAUCUCAAUUGUAUAGCAGCGUGAAGGACAGGACACAAGUUGAUAGAGAUUUGGAGUCACUGAAGAAAGACAGAGUACUCCGCGUAUUCAAACUCAAUACUGGACAGGAUGACCAUGCAAUCAUGUUCAUGGAUGAUUAUCUGAAACAGAUGCAAUCUGCUGUCAGGAGAUCAACGGGCAAAAACAAAGAUGAUAAUGAAGUGUUUGAGUGGUUUGAGAAAUAUGUUCUGCAUUCGAAAUUGGAUGUUAGCAUAGAUCACCUAGAGCUGUGUUCACUGUUAUCACAUGGGGGUGAUGCAACAGAUAAGCAUAUCACCUUAUUGAUGAAUGCCGGUCUCCUAACACGCCAAUUAAUAGAUCCAAACAUAUACUGGUUUUCUAUUCCAAGUAUUGGUCCUAUCUUGAAAGGCCUAUCCCAGAAAUCAUUUGACCAUUGUGGUUACGGUGGGCAGGGGAGGAAGGAAGUUCUUUCGUUAUUGAACCGCCGGAAGUACAAGGAGAUGCUACUAUCUUCACUGGAGAAGACGAGGUUAAGGUUAUCACCUCUCGACGUGCGGUUCCACCUCCGGGAUUUGAUUGGAUCUGGUCACAUAAAGACGGUUCAAACGCCCACUGGCUUACUUGUUCGCGUGUCAACAGAUUGAUAAACACCUCUGGAUAAUUUUUCGUAGCAGUUUCAGCUUCUUUUGAAAACAACACAGCUGUCCUGCUCAGGCAGCAAAUGUAGUCAGAGCUUCUUUUACUGGUUCCUGCAUUCUGCAUUCUUUAAGAUCAAUUAGUAGGGUUUAUUUCCUUUUUCUUUUCUUUUUCAAGAGGUAUUCUGGUCUUGAUCUGAUUAAUGCUGAAUAGUAAUGACGAUGAAAUACUAGAAAGUUUUACAUACCAAA
Messenger RNA from Hordeum vulgare subsp. vulgare (domesticated barley), 1470 nucleotides. RefSeq names its product serine/threonine-protein kinase 19. Gene Ontology annotation, biological process: protein phosphorylation. The record is from RefSeq and is a predicted model, not a curated record. NCBI's taxonomy places the organism in Eukaryota, Viridiplantae, Streptophyta, Magnoliopsida, Poales, Poaceae. Gene Ontology annotation, molecular function: protein serine/threonine kinase activity. The transcript is spliced from 9 exons. Bases 346 to 1227 code for a protein of 293 amino acids.